Molecule: messenger RNA, 3798 nt
Organism: Oncorhynchus gorbuscha (pink salmon)
Lineage: Eukaryota; Metazoa; Chordata; Actinopteri; Salmoniformes; Salmonidae
Gene: fam117bb
Product: family with sequence similarity 117 member Bb
Exons: 7
Coding region: 192-2324 (710 amino acids)
Source: RefSeq, a predicted model, not a curated record
UCGGUCACGGAUGUGGAGUGAUAAGGACCGGUGGAAUAUGUAGGAGUGUUAGGGAAUAACCCGACUGGAUAGGCUCUCUAGACAAAAUACAUAUAUUGAAAUAUAGGCUAGGUUUUACACUUAUUCAUAUGCUGGGGUCGUUGUAAUAGCAGUUUUUUUCGUUAUUGUUUUGUUGUUGUUUAAAAAAAAUAAUGUCUCAAAGAGUGAGAAGAAACGGGUCUCCGACAUUUAUGCCAAGCAGCGAAACCGGUGGUGGAGUCGGCGCUACAACUGGCGUCUCGGGGGCUUCGGGAGGCAGUGUGUUCAGUCGCCUCCUGCCCAUGAAAGCGACGGUUCCGUUCCAACUGAAACCGCAGAUACAGCCCCCCCUGUUGACCAGGUCGGUGCAGGGUACCGCUAGUGGAUGCAGUAGCCCCUCGCCCACCAACACCGGGAACGGUAAAUUCCACACUAGUGGAUGCAGCUCCAGCGAAGCACCUGAAACGCGCACGUCGACGUCAUUGAGUCGCAGCCCCACUCGUGCUGUUGUCAACUCAUCAUCAACAGCUGUUGUUCUGGUCUCCUCGCCAGCCACCACCCCUCUGUCUUCUCUGUCUCCUUCCAGCGGCUAUGCCUCGGGCGCGGUGGGACAGACCGGGACAGGGACACCCUCCUCCCCAUCCGCCAGAAUCAGCCUCCUCGUGUCUGGUCACUCCGUUGCUGCAUCGGGGUCCAACUCUGCCACAUCCCGAGCCGCUCAAACACAAUCACCCCUCGCUCCUGUAGCAGCGUCACCUCCACAACAUGUAACUUCCCCAGUGAUCUCACCUGCACCGUACGUCAAUAUUCACACCUACGGAUCUAGUAGUUUCAGUCUGGGUGUCCCCCCUGUUAACACCGCAGACGGCUCCCCGACCCAGCAGCGACACUGGCCGUCAGACUACCCGAUCCUGGCGACCGCUGUACAGCUUCAGCCUUUCUCGCCUUUUCCUCCGUCUUCGUCCUCUUUGUCAUCUUUUGGCGUUCAGCAGGGCAGAGCGAUGCCACAGCGCUGGUCCCCCGGCCUGGAACAGAACCGACUGUCUCCUGAGAGAGUCAGCCCCAGCUCGCCAAAUGGAGAGAGACCCAAACCUCCUCCCCUAGCCGGCCUACCCUCCUGCUGCUCCUGCUCCAGUAUCCGCCGCACCUCCUCCCUGGAUCUUCUCCUGACGGGACCCUAUCUGACCGGUCACUGGCCUCGGGAAAGCAGCAGCCAUGCCCCAUGUCAACCCUGCAUGAGGGACAAAGCCUCUCAGACCCCCAGUGCCUGGGCAGAGGAGUUUGUGGAGAAGAGGAGGGCUUCUCACCAACGUUCAGCCUCCUGGGGAAGCCCUGACCAACUUAAAGAGAUUUCCAAGCUGAGGCAGCAGCUCCAGCGCAGUAAGCACAGCAGCCGUCACCAUAGAGACAAGGAACGCAAAUCACCAUUCAAUGGGAACCAUGCUGCUCUCUACCAGGCUCCAAUCCCAAAGACUGUCCUGAUUCCCAUCAAGUCCUCUGUGUCUCGGUUCCGGAACAGUGUGGAAGGGCUGAACCAAGAAAUAGAGAGGAUCAUCAUCUGUGACGCAGGAGAGAGAGACGACCCCCACCAUGUCCCCGACGGACGCCGUGCCCCCCCACCGCUGUCCCAACGCCCCUCCUCUCCUUCAAUCAUAUCACAGUGCUACAGUAGCUCUGCUUUCCGCAGCAUCAACACCCAGACACCCCAGGGUGGGAGAGGGGCCUGUGGAGGUGGAGCGGUCAGUGACAGCAGCCGCUCCGAGUCCGUCUCCCCCUCCUUCCUGACUGUCCCCACCGACAUGGAGAUGACGGGGGAGAGAGGGGGAGACGGAGUGGGAGAGAGCCCCUUGCCUAAUAGUGAUGAGCUGCUAACGGACUGCAGUGAAAAAGACCUCGGGCCCAGCUCUCCGCUCCCUAAAUACGCCUCCUCUCCUAAACCCAACAACAGCUACAUGUUCAAACGAGAGCCUCCUGAGGGCUGCGAGAGAGUCAAGGUCUUCACUGAGGAAACACAGUCCAAGCCUCCCCAGCAGGUCCCUUGUCCUCUCCUGAGGUCCAAGAUUCCCCAGCAGGUCCCUCAGUUCCUCACAGGUCCAGACAGGAACAAGGUCAACUUCAUCCCCAACAGUGGCUCUGCCUUCUGCCUCGUCAGCAUCCUCAAGCCCCUCCUACCCACGACCACCCAGGAGUUCAGCCUGAAGAGCCCCGGGGCCGGGCCAAACCUUACCUUGUCCCCCCUCAGCACACCUCUUACUGGGGCUUCCCUCAGCCUUUCUCCCCUGACCCUGGACCAACAGACCAGCUAGAGUCCCUAUCAACAGACCAGCUAGAGUCCCUAUCAACAGACCAGCUAGAGUCCCUAUCAACAGACCAGCUAGAGUCCCUAUCAACAGACCAGCUAGAGUCCCUAUCAACAGACCAGCUAGAGUCCCUAUCAACAGACCAACUAGAGUCCCUAUCAACAGACCAGCUAGAGUCCCUAUCAACAGACCAGCUAGAGUCCACCAUAACUACAGGCCCCAAACCAGCCCCACAAUAACCAGCAGACCACCAUUACUACAGGCCCCAAACCAGCCCCACAAUAACCAGCAGACCACCAUUACUACAGGCCCCAAACCAGCCCCACAAUAACCAGCAGACCACCAUAACUACAGGCCCCAAACCAGCCCCACAAUAACCAGCAGACCACCAUAACUCCAGGCCCCAAACCAGCCCCACAAUAACCAGCAGACCACCAUUACUACAGGCCCCAAACCAGCCCCACAAUAACCAGCAGACCACCAUAACUACAGGCCCCAAACCAGCCCCACAAUAACCAGCAGACCACCAUAACUACAGGCCCCAAACCAGCCCCACAAUAACCAGCAGACCACCAUAACUACAGGCCCCAAACCAGCCCCACAAUAACCAGCAGACCACCAUAACUACAGGCACCAAACCAGCCCCACAAUAACCAGCAGACCACCAUAACUACAGGCCCCAAACCAGCCCCACAAUAACCAGCAGACCACCAUAACUCCAGGCCCCAAACCAGCCCCACAAUAACCAGCAGACCACCAUUACUACAGGCCCCAAACCAGCCCCACAAUAACCAGCAGACCACCAUAACUACAGGCCCCAAACCAGCCCCACAAUAACCAGCAGACCACCAUAACUACAGGCCCCAAACCAGCCCCACAAUAACCAGCAGACCACCAUAACUACAGGCCCCAAACCAGCCCCAAAAUAACCAGCAGACCACCAUAACUACAGGCCCCAAACCAGCCCCACAACCACCAGAAUCCCGGUGCACAAACUCCCAGCGGAUCCUUUUCUAAUUAAAUGGCAGAAUAACAUGUCUUUUGAAAUGUUUCUCCUGGACGACAAAAAUGACUUUUGCUCUGCAGCUUUGUAGUUGACAUAGAGUUAGAUAUGUUUACUACUACCACCCUAUAACCUCUGACCCUGUAACCUCUGAGUGUUGACAGGACAGCGGACGCAUGGCCCUGCCACUCCUCUCCCUCUUCUCACUCCUCGUAGGGAGCAGACAAAAUGGACACCCCACAGCCAGUGGUUGUGAACUGGUCUCAACAACCGAGACUCUCAUUGAUCUCAGAGAUGAAUCUAAACCUAAAGAUUGUUCUGUACCCCAUUCAUGUUUACCUGUGACAGUGGUAGUAUCCAUCUGCAUCUUUCCUGGAAAGAAAAUAAGUAGUCUGUAUUUUGUCAUAUUUUUUUGCAGUGGAGCUUUGUAUCAGAAAUGUAUUUUUAUGUAAUGCAUGUAAUAAACAAACAAUGGUA